Periconia digitata is the source of this 1477-nucleotide messenger RNA. Lineage: Eukaryota; Fungi; Ascomycota; Dothideomycetes; Pleosporales; Periconiaceae. The record is from the annotation of a GenBank genome assembly.
GAUGGAGGCUGCGCAGGCCGGUCUCGCACCCACUGCAAAGGGAUCGGCCUCUGCAAAGCCCAAGUCCAAACCGAAGAAAACCCCAGUUAAGAAGAUCAAGCAAGAGGACGUUACACCGCGAAGAACAUCUUCUCGACUCAGAGGCAUCGAAGCCGAUAGCGACAAAGCGAAGCGCAAGGCCGAAGAGGAACUCGAAGCACGCAGAGACGCAGACAAAGCUAAACGACAGCGAAUAAGCGAUGCCUACAACUUCAAGGAUAUCGUGGUUGCUGGCAAAGAAUGGGACAUGAACGGGAACUUCCUGUCCAUUGUUGGGCCAGCGAAGCCUUACGAGCGUACAUUCGAUGAUGAGGAUGUGAAAGAGACGUCAGACAAAGAUCUGAGGGCAUUGAGACAGAAGAUGAGUGGGCUGGAACUAUGGUCAGAAUAUGAGCCCAACGAGUUGAAGAUUACUCCCGAGCGGAUUUACGCAUUAGGCCUGCAUCCUACCACAGAAAAGCCAUUGGUUUUCGCAGGCGACAAACUCGGCAAUCUCGGGAUAUGCGAUGGCUCACAAAAGGCUCCUGAGGUCGACGACGAGGACGAAGAUGCGGAGGUGGAAGGAGCCAGUAUAACAACUUUGAAGCCACAUACACGGACGAUCCAUACAUUUCAGUUCAGCCCUCAUGACACAAACGCGCUAUAUUCCGCUUCAUAUGACUCCACUGUUCGGAAGCUCGAUCUCGCAAAAGGGGUCGCCGUAGAAAUAUACGCACCAGCCGAUGCGAAUGAGGAUGCACCCCUUUCUGGUAUAGAGAUAUCCAAGAAUGACGCCAACAUGCUAUACUUUUCUACUCUUGAUGGCCACUUUGGCAUGUACGACAUGCGGACACCUGCUGAAAAAUCCGCAGGAUUGGAGAUAUUCCAGCUGUCAGAAAAGAAGAUUGGUGGAUUCAGUCUUCAUCCCCAACAUCCACACUUCGUCGCAACGGCUUCUCUGGACCGCACAUUGAAAAUAUGGGAUCUGAGGAAGAUCAAUGGGAAAGGCGAGUGGCGUCUCCCAGCUCUUGUCGGAGAGCACGAAAGCCGACUCUCGGUGUCGCAUGCCGCUUUCAACUCAGCAGGCCAAAUCGCUACCGCCUCCUACGAUGAUACGAUCAAGAUCCAUGAUUUCAGCAAAGCUGGAAGCUGGAAAGCCGGCGAUAGUUUGACUGAUGCUGAAAUGAAACCCUCUGUCAUAGUACCGCAUAACAAUCAAACGGGACGGUGGGUCACCAUCUUACGCGCGCAGUGGCAACAACAGCCUCAAGACGGCGUGCAAAGGUUCUGCAUUGGCAACAUGAAUCGCUUUGUUGAUAUUUACACGGCCAAGGGCCAGCAACUUGCACAAUUAGGCGGUGACGGCAUUACCGCCGUUCCCGCCGUCGCUAAGUUUCACCCAACGCAAGAUUGGGUGGCCGCUGGUACGGCGAGUGGAAAGCUUUGCCUCUGGAUGUAG